Cladocopium goreaui is the source of this 2054-nucleotide messenger RNA. Lineage: Eukaryota; Dinophyceae; Suessiales; Symbiodiniaceae. The record is from the annotation of a GenBank genome assembly.
UCCACCAGAGUGCCGGAUACUUGGUAGCUCUUGGUGGCUUCAGAGGCCGUGCUGUUGGGGCGAGCUCGGCAUGCAUUCCGAUGAUGUGGAUGGCGCUGCGAAAUGCGGCAACACGAUGACAGCAUCCGAGGAGUUGCUCAGUGUGCUCAGGAAGGAGCAGCAGAGGAUUAUGGAGUUGGCUGACGAACAACACUCAGCUUUUGAGCGUUCGCUGGAGGCCGCUUUCUCAAGGAUUCAACACCUGCAGCAAGACCUUGGCGCUAACCUGUCCACGGGGAGGCGAUCAGUUGAAUCAAUCGCCGCCUCGGAUCUCUCACUGGCUCAGAAGGACCCCGAGAUCGCAAACGUCCGAACUGUCAAACCUAAAAUGGUAGAUGCGUUCGAUCCAGUGCCCUCCCCCUAUGGGGAGUUUGAGACAUGGCAGAGGUUUGUCACACCUGAUUUGCUGCCGCGAGAUGCCUUGUGCGCGAGCCACGACAGCGUGGAGUUUGAGAUCCCCAUAGGGCCGAAGACGUCGACGAAGAACAUGCAGUCGAUCCCGUCCAGCAGAUCUCAUCCCGCUGAUGGAUGCGAUGAUCGGCCCCCAAGAUCCUCAAGCCCCACAGCCCGCGGGGAGUUGGCUGCGGAGCGAACAGACUCGAAGAAACUCCCGAUCAAAUCGAAGACCUUGGAACGAUUCCUCGCCGACACUCCGGGAUGGGCACCAGCUGUGAAACGCGUCCUGGACUAUGCGGCUGGAAUUCUGGUACUUGUGAACUCCGUGGUGAUGCUGGUUGAGCUGGAACUGGAAGGCCGUGCCAUUGGCAGAUCUGUGGGGUACCCUGAGGGAAGAACAGAUUUUGGACAUCCGAUAGGCAUUUGCCGUGCCCUGAAUGAUUCGUUCAGCAUCAUUUUCUUCCUGGAAUUGCUGGUACGCAUGGCCAUAGAAAGAAGGAAUUUUCUCAACGACUUAGCCAACUGGUUCGAUGCCGUUUUGGCCGUGGCGGGGCUCACUGACUUCUUUCUGACCAUUUCUCUUCCAGACACCUCCACAUCUCAAAGUAUUGUUCUCUUGCGUUUGAUGCGUGUGAUGAAAUCCCUCCGUGCCAUUCGCAUGGUCCGGAGCCUCCACAUCUUUCGCGGCCUUCGACUUUUGGUCAAGGCCUGUCAAUGUUUUUUGCCAUCACUCUGCUGGUCCAUGGUCUUGCUGGGAGUACUGAUGUCCAUCGGGGCCUUACUGAUGGGAAACCUGUUGCAAGAGUACAUCAAAGACGAGGAGCUGGACUUUGAAGAUCGCCAGUGGCUGUGGGAGCGCUACGGCACUGCCUACAGGGCUUCCUAUACAUUGUUUGAGGUGACCUUCGCUGGGAACUGGCCCACCAGAGCUGAACGUGUUUUGCACGUGAACCAGGUCUUCUCUGUUUUCUUUGUCUUCUAUGUGACUGUCGUGGUGUUCGCAGUUCUGCGUGUCAUCACGGCGAUAUUCUUGAAAGAUACAUUGGACGCAGCGCAAAAUGAUGCGGAGCAGCAAGUCAUGGACAAGAUGGCUUUAAGAGCAAAGCUGAUUGAGCGAUUGGAGGCGAUGUUCAAAGUCUUGGAUGAGACUGGCAGUGGCAUCAUCACUGAAGAGAGGUUGCAAGCAAUCUUGGCCAACCCCAAAGCGGCGGCGUACUUCGCAACGUUGGAUUUGGAUGUCCAUGAAGGAAAAGCCCUAUUUCAUUUGUUAGACAAUGGGGACGGAGAGGUGACGCAAGAGGAAUUCAUCAGUGGCAUCAUGAGAUGCAAGGGAGAAGCUCGAGCAAUCGAACAAGUCGCGAUGCACUCGGAACUGCGAAUUCUGGAUCGGAAAGUCACCAAGCUCAUCCAUUUCGUGCUGAGAAGUGAGGGAUCGUCGCGGGACAAGAGGAAUAUCCACAAACAUUUACAGGUCUUCCGCGCAGGCUUGGACCAUUCAAUGUCUCUCCGAGCCGCAUCUCUCGAGGGGCGCGCAUCCCGGGAUUUGUGAUGUCUUCGUGGCCGCGGCGUCCAAGCAACCGAUCUGGGGCAGUUUAAUGGAAAUUCGUGGCAGAGCGUUG